Messenger RNA from Linum trigynum, 1731 nucleotides. The record is from the annotation of a GenBank genome assembly. Lineage: Eukaryota; Viridiplantae; Streptophyta; Magnoliopsida; Malpighiales; Linaceae.
AUGUCUCUCUCUUCUGUCUACCUAACGGAAACUUUCUUUGAACUCUCCAACGGUUCAUUUCCCGUCCCCUUCCGUGGGACUUCUACAGCCCAAUCUAAGGGCAACUGUAACGAGUACUUAGCUAAGGAUUAUGGAAGCUGUCGAAUGGAGGAAAAGCAAGGGGCGGGUAGAGGGCCUCAAUCCCCAACAAGCGAAGCUCCAAAAGGGAUGGGACAAUACAGGGGAAGCUCUGUUCAGCUUUUUGGGAAAGGGACAAUAUGGAAGCCACCGGAUUUGCGGGAGAAUAUCUUCCAAUGUCAGAAUAAUAAAAGGAGAAGAGGGAAAAGAGGGAGUAGAAGAUCUAGGAAGAUCUCUGAUGCAAUUUAUGGCACGAACUGGGGGCAAGAAGAAGGAAUCCUUGAGCCAAGAGCCCCUGCAACAGAUGGGGAAAAACAGAGGAUGGGAAGGAUCAGUCAAGAAGAGUAUAAUGAAUGCUUUGACAGGAGAGGCAACCAUCCCCAGCAAGAGGACAAUGGAAAGAGCAGACAGAUGAAUAGCCUUAAAGAGGGCAGAGAAGCUUACCUACGAAGGAGAAGCCAUAAAGAAGACGAGGAAGAGAGAAGGGUAUAUGCUUGUAUAAAGAGGCUCCAAAUAGACUCUCCCUUCUACCUAAAAAUCCAGCUUCUCUACCCUGAAAAGACACAACCCUUUGCAAAGUUCCAGCUUCUCUACCCUGUAAAAACUCAACCCUCGGAAAUAGAAAGUUACCUUCUGCUUAACAUGGAAACCAACAGAAGCCUCAUAUCAUCUUCAUCAAAAGGCAGAGAAGGACGCCCAAACCUGUCAUCUUCGGGAGGGAGGGGAAUCGCCAUGUUGCUGGGGAAAAUGCUCACAGAGAACAAGGUGGCUCUGGCAAAGGCAGCGGGUGCAGCACGCUAUGCCUGGGGAGGGUAUGGGGAGGUGAAUGUCCAACCCACUGAUUCGCAAAAUCUCUUCUUAUUCACUUUCAAUAAUGAGGAGACAAGGGAACGAAUAUGGAGGGACAGACCAUGGAGCUUGUCCAAUACGUUGACAGCGAUAGAGAAGUACAAUGGAAGAGGAAAACCAGAAGACACAACAAUGGAGAAGCUGGCUAUGUGGGUGCAGAUCCAUGGAUUGCACCAAAAUCAAAGGAUCGAGAAGAAUAUGGUGUCGAUUGGAACCUAUUAUUUCCAGGGGCUGCUCGAUAUCGAUAGAGCUAGCCUAGAUUUCAAUGGCUAUAGAAGGUUUCUGAGGAUAUUGGUGGAGGUUAAUCUCGAAGAACCUGUUCCUACAGGGUUCGAUUUCCCCUUUACCGAUGAAGCCACAGGGAUCGAGCACUGUGAUGUGAUUGAGUUCAAAUACGAAAGGCUAGUGGAGCUAUGCUAUUUCUGCGGAAGAAUCGGCCAUAAUUGGCCAUCAUGUUGGAGGAUGAAUGAGGAGAGGAGGAAAAACGGAGUCGCCUACCUAUCGGAUAUCUACAAUUCAUCUCUGAAGGCAGGCAUCGACUCUCCCCACAGGCAGCACUCCUCGAGCAACAGAAGCAGUAGGGAGGGGGGCAGGAACACAAAACUCGUCCAUUGGGAGAGACAGAACAAGAUCGGAAAGUGUAGCCAGAUCGGGAGGGGAAGAAUCGGGCGGCACGACAACGGGAGGAAGAAGCUCGGAGGGGUAUCAACUGAUCCCGCCGGGUUUUACAGUCCGAAGGUUGGAACAAGAGGUCCAAGAAGAUGA